Cordyceps militaris CM01 is the source of this 1083-nucleotide messenger RNA. Its product is annotated as Sodium/calcium exchanger membrane region. The transcript is spliced from 2 exons. Gene Ontology annotation, biological process: intracellular calcium ion homeostasis; calcium ion transmembrane transport. The record is from RefSeq and is a predicted model, not a curated record. Gene Ontology annotation, molecular function: calcium channel activity; calcium, potassium:sodium antiporter activity. Bases 1 to 1083 code for a protein of 360 amino acids. Gene Ontology annotation, cellular component: membrane. NCBI's taxonomy places the organism in Eukaryota, Fungi, Ascomycota, Sordariomycetes, Hypocreales, Cordycipitaceae.
AUGGUAGUGGCACACGCAGGGGUGGUUGCCUUCAACAUUGGGGCGUUUGUCUCCUCGCUGUUCCUACUCGAAUUCGGAGCCGACAAGUUUAUCGCGCACACCUCUAUUGUCGCGGCGCGUAUUAAAAUCUCAGAAGUCAUCAUCGGACUCGUCACCGCCGGUGCCGAAUGGGAAGAGUUGGCGGUUGUGGUCGGGUCUCUUGCCCAGGGCCGAUCGUCCUUGGCGCUGGGCAACGUCAUCGGGGCCGCCAUCUCCAAUAUCCUGGGCGCCUUUUCCCUCGGCCUCUUGUUCUACGGCCAGGGAGAGGUUGUCGGGUUUGACAGAAGCUCGCGCAUCUACUCGCUCCUGCUGCUUGUCUUGACGACCGCGGUGACGCCCCUCGUCUAUUGGUCGGCCGCGAUUACCUGGCUCGCGGGAGGCAUCGUCCUCAUUGCUGCAUUUGUGGUCUACUUCCUGCUGAUAGCAGUUGCGAUUGGUAAAGGAGUCCUCACAGCCCCGGCAGAUUCGGACAGUGAUAGCGACGACGACGACGACGACGACGAUGAUGACGCCAAUUCCGUGUCAAGCAGGACUACGUUGCUCAACGACGGCACCACCGCACGCCAAAGCCGACGCCGACACGGCCUCGGCUACCACGCGCUCUACCUCGUAUCCGGGUUCCUCGCCAUCUGUCUCGCAGGUUAUAUCCUGUCUCAAGCCGCAACCAACAUCACGGAUGAGCUCGGCAUGUCUGAUAUUCUCUUCAGCGUUGUAAUCCUUGCCAUUGCCACCACUCUGCCUGAGAAAUUCAUUGCCGUCAUGAGUGGCUCCCGAGGGCAUCCGGGCAUCCUCGUCGCAAACUGCGCCGGCAGUAACAUAUUCCUGUUGUCGCUCUGUUGUGGUAUCAUCAUGGUCGGCACGCGCGGCGCCUUGGAUAAGGGAACUGUGACGAUUGCAGAGCUGUCGGUUCUGUGGCUGUCAACAGUCGCAUUUACAGCCACUGUCUGGUUUGGCGGCAGCUAUGCCCGGUGGAUUGGUGUUGCUAUGCUCGCUAGCUACGUUGCGUUUAUUAUCUUGGAGUUCACCGUCAUACACGCGAUAUAG